Eimeria necatrix is the source of this 399-nucleotide messenger RNA. RefSeq lists its product as hypothetical. The record is from RefSeq and is a predicted model, not a curated record. The transcript is spliced from 2 exons. Bases 1 to 399 code for a protein of 132 amino acids. Lineage: Eukaryota; Apicomplexa; Conoidasida; Eucoccidiorida; Eimeriidae.
AUGCAGUUCCCAACGUGUUCACAAAACUCCCAGGACCCUGAGGGUUCAUUCUUGACACCGACAAGCGGGUCGGGUCUUAAGCAUCGAAUUCGAGAACUCGAAUGCAUCAUCGAUUCAGAGCUAAGAUCUCUCCAACGGCAGGUGCAGCAGUUCAAGUCCCAGAAAAUCGUGCAGACUGGCCGUACAGAGGAAGUCGUGCAGGAAGCUAAGGAGGAAGUUUUGGCAGUUUUACAACAAUCGAAAAAUGAAUUGAAGCAAUUUUUUUUGCAGCAGAGAACAGAAAAUCAACGAUUGCACGAAAUGAUUCGAGCACUUCGAAACGAAAAUUUUGCUUUGCAGCAGAGCCAACUAGCGUUGCAGCGGCGACUGCAAACAGCCGAAGUGGACUUGGGACAAUAA